Molecule: messenger RNA, 2209 nt
Organism: Pungitius pungitius (ninespine stickleback)
Lineage: Eukaryota; Metazoa; Chordata; Actinopteri; Perciformes; Gasterosteidae
Gene: prmt1
Product: protein arginine methyltransferase 1
Exons: 10
Coding region: 65-1111 (348 amino acids)
Biological process (GO): peptidyl-arginine methylation
Cellular component (GO): nucleus
Molecular function (GO): protein-arginine N-methyltransferase activity
Source: RefSeq, a predicted model, not a curated record
CAACUCAAGUGGGCGGAGCCACAGAAGACCUUUUCAAUCUCACGCAGGCAGGCACGAGACCGAAAUGGCGGCGCCAGCAGAGAGGAUGGAGAUUUCUCAGGGGGAGAGCUCAGCCAAGCCUGCAGCCGAGGAUAUGACAUCAAAGGACUACUACUUCGACUCAUACGCUCACUUUGGCAUCCACGAGGAGAUGCUGAAAGAUGAGGUUCGCACUCUGACUUAUCGCAAUUCCAUGUUCCACAACAAGCAUCUGUUUAAGGACAAGGUGGUGCUGGAUGUGGGCAGUGGGACAGGCAUCCUCUGUAUGUUUGCUGCCAAGGCCGGAGCCAAGAAGGUCAUAGGGAUAGAGUGCAGCAGCAUCUCAGACUACGCUGUGAAAAUUGUCAAAGCCAACAAGAUGGACGAUGUUGUUACAAUCAUCAAGGGGAAGGUGGAGGAGGUGGACCUCCCAGUGGAAGGAGUUGACAUCAUCAUAUCCGAGUGGAUGGGCUACUGCCUCUUCUAUGAGUCCAUGCUCAAUACGGUCAUUUAUGCCAGGGACAAGUGGCUGAAGCCAGAUGGAAUGAUUUUCCCCGAUAGGGCAACCCUUUAUGUUACUGCCAUCGAAGACCGGCAGUACAAGGACUACAAAAUCCACUGGUGGGAGAAUGUGUAUGGUUUUGAUAUGUCGUGCAUCAAGGAGGUGGCCAUUAAGGAGCCCCUCGUGGAUGUGGUGGACCCAAAGCAGCUAGUCAGCAGCGCCUGUCUCAUUAAGGAGGUGGACAUCUACACAGUGAAGGCAGACGACCUGACCUUCACCUCACCGUUCUGCCUGCAGGUGAAGAGGAACGACUACGUUCAAGCUCUGGUCACCUACUUCAACAUCGAGUUCACACGCUGUCACAAGAGGACCGGCUUCUCCACCAGCCCAGAGUCUCCCUACACCCACUGGAAGCAGACCGUCUUCUACCUGGAUGAGUACCUGACUGUGAAGACCGGGGAGGAGAUCUUUGGCACAAUCAGCAUGAAGCCAAACGUCAAGAACAAUAGGGACCUGGACUUCAACGUAGACAUCGACUUCAAGGGUCAGCUGUGUGAGGUGUCGAAGACGUCUGAGUACAGGAUGCGUUAGUCUCAGUCCCUCCCUGUGUUAGUGUGUCUGUAGUAGAGGACAGAUUAUACUGUUUGACUUGGAGUCUCUACGAUAGUUUGACGCUCUCCAUGCAGCAACAUUUUAAUAUCUGUCUUUUCUUGUCAUUUUCUUGUUCAGACGUUAACAGUAUUUAAAAUAUUUUCACAUGCUUUGGGGUCAAAGUGCGUUGUCCAGGUGAUGUAGUCACUCCGGACAAGCGUGGGACAUGUACUGCUGUUUGUGUCCUUUGCAUGUGUAAGUGUCCCUGUUGUCGUCUGGAAAACCAACAUGUCUGCCUCGUUCGCGCCUGGCUCCCUUUGGCCCUGGGUUUAGUCAUCACAUGACCCAUCUUCUGAUCUUCUGAUCUUAUUUUUCAGUCAGUUUUCAUAUUGGUGUAUUCUCAAUCCCUGCCGUUUCCACCUGUACCCGUUAAUUAAAAACGUCUAUGGAACUGACAAGUGAACUGUCCACCGAAGACCUAUUCAAACCAGACACCCACUGUGGUUCUGGUGGGGGGAGGGGGCUCAAGCAUUCUGGUUUGGUCUUCUAAAAGGAGCCAGAUCAUGAAUACCAUAAAGUGUCCAGCGUGUCCCAAACUACAUACUAAUUCUAUACUGUGCAGACUUAUUGCUUCUAGUGUUUUAGCAUGUAGUUAACAUCUCAUACAGGUAACUGCAUGUGUAUGUUGGCUGUAUAUAAAACCUGUAAAGUCAAUUAUACAAAAAUGUGUACAUAUAUACAUAAAACUGCGUUUCUCUAAGGAGAGCAUCAAUGGCAUCCUUUAAGGACUGUGGGGUUACUGUCCUGCUUAGAAUCAGUGUGUAGUGUAAGAACUGGGACGACAUGCUUCAUGUAUGAUGCAAGCGUGUCCUGAAGUGUGCCGCUGAGGUUUGGUCUACAAGAUGUGUGAAGAGAAGUGCAGUGAAGCAUGGUGGGGGGGAUUCCACUUGUUUCCUGGUACAAAGUGUCUGUCUGCGCCGCUCAUCAGAUCGUAGUCGCCAUGUUGGCACUGUGCUGAGGUCACUCACCAAGUUUCUCUUUUGUAUUUUUGUUUGCUGCUUUUUAAAAAAAUGAAUAAAACUCAUCUGUAAAUGUGAA